AUGCCGUCAGGCUGCCCGAUUUUCACCACCGCUGCCGUCGAGCUCGCCGCUCUGCCUCCGGUCUCCGCCACCGUUCCUCCAUGCCCACCUGGUAUGCCCACCCCCCUCUCUUCUCUAGUCUCUAUGCCCACCGCCCCUCUCUUCUCCGGUCACGGCCACGCUGCAGCCGCCGCCGCCGCCCCGCCGCUGCCCCACCGCUGCCCCACGGCCUCCCCGUCGUCGCCGCCGCCACCGACCACCCCCACCUCCCCGUCCCCCACCCCCUCCCCUCCCAUGCGCACCACCGAGAAGAAUCUUGCAAUGACGACUUCUCCAAGUGAAAACACGGAGCAGGCACAAGGGUCUGGCCCUAUGGAGCAAGCACCAGGGUCCAACCCCACGGUGCAAGAAAAAGGGUUAGACCGCAUCGAGAAGGCACCAGGGUCUAGCCCCACCGUGCAAGAAAAAGGGUCCGACCGCACGGAGCAAGAAAAAAGGCCCGAGCACACAGAGAAGGAACAAGGGUCCCACAACACGGAGCAGGCAGAAGGGUCACGUGAGUCAACUCCUUCGUAUGAGACCUCGGUAAGCGACAUUCCUGAUCCUCACAUAGAGAGGAACGCCCGUCGUGAGUACGCACGUGACCCUGAUUACAACCUAGAGAUAGAAGAGGAGGUGCUAUUUCAAUUGAAAGAAAUGGAGGAAAUCCUAUCCCAAGAAGAAGUUGCACAUGAAAGUGCACCUGAGCCGACGACGGAGACGACCACCGAGACCGGGAACAAAAGGAAACGAGGUGAAAGAGGAUUGAAUCAGUUCCCAAAAGUGACGCAUGAAAAGCUAGGGCAAUUGGAGGCCACGCAGAUUGCCACUAAUGACAAGCUUACAAAGGUGGAGGCAGCUGUUGCUAGUGUGGAUAAAAGUCUUGCUGCGCUUCUCAAGCGUUUUGAUAAUUUCCACACAAUGGAUAAAGAGAAGCAUAAGGACGAAAACAAGGAGGAAGAACGAGUGGACAAUAAGUAUGAUGAUGAUUAUACUGCUUGUCGACAGUAUCAGUAA
This is a messenger RNA of Sorghum bicolor (sorghum), 1035 nucleotides long. Its product is annotated as cell surface glycoprotein 1. Lineage: Eukaryota; Viridiplantae; Streptophyta; Magnoliopsida; Poales; Poaceae. The record is from RefSeq and is a predicted model, not a curated record. The transcript has 4 exons. The coding region runs from base 1 to 1035 and encodes 344 amino acids.